AUGCCCACCCCCAGCGCCCCAUGCACCCUCCCCAGAGCCCCGUGGCCCCUCCCCAGAGCCCCGCGCUCCCCCCCUCAGAGUCCACAACCUCCCCCAGGACCCCACGGGCCCCUCACCAGAGACCCCCCAACCCCUCCUGAGAAUGCCCCUGGCCCGCUCCCCAGAGCCCCGCGGGCCCUCCCCACAGCCCCGCAGCCCCUCACCAAAGCGCCCCUCCCCAGAGCCCCCCGCCCAACCCCAGUGCACACUUCCCCUCUCCCCAGCGCCUGCAGCUCCCUCCCAGAGCCCCGCAGCCCCACCUUGGAGCCCCGCGACCCCCCCCCCAGAGCCCACAACCUCCUCCAGAGUCCCAGGCCCGUGGCCCCCUACCCAUUGCCCCUACCCCUCCCCAGAACACCGCGGCCCGCUCCUCCGAGCCCCCAGUGCGCCCCAGUGCCUGCGGCCCCAACCCCAGAGCCCGCGGCCCCCUCCCCAGAGCCCCGCAACCCCUCCCCAGAGCCCCCCGCCCCUCCCCAGAGCCCCACGGCCUCCUCCCCAGAGCCCCCCGCCCCUCCCCAGUGCCUGCGGCCCCAACCCCAGAGCCCGCGGCCCCCUCCCCAGAGCCCCGCAACCCCUCCCCAGAGCCCCGCGCACCCUCCGCAGCGCCUCGCGCCCCCUCCCCAGAGCCCCGCGGCCUCCUCCCCAGAGCCCCCCGCCCCUCCCCAGAGCCCUGUGGUCCCUCCCCAGAGCCCCACGGCCUCCUCCCCAGAGCCCCCCGCCCCUCCCCAGAGCCCCGCUGCCCCCUUCCCGGAGAACCCAGCCCCUCCUCUGAGCCCUGUGGCCCCCUCAACCGAGCCCUCGCCCCUCCCCAGCUCCCAGAGCCCCCUCCUCAGUGCCCCGCACACCCUCUCCAGAUCCCUUGGCCCCUCGCAGAGCACUGGCCACUCCCCAGUGCCCCCAUCCCUCCCCAGAGCCCUAGCACCUCCCAGCGCCCACGGCCCCCUCCCCACAGCCCUGAGGCCCCCUCCCCAGAAGCACCCUUGGCACCCUCCCCAGAGCGCCCUUGGCACCUUCCCCAGAGCCCCGCGGCCCCCUUCCCGAGCCCCACAACACCCUCCCCGGAGCUACCAGGCCCCCUCCCCGGAGCCCUUGGCCCCUUCCCGGAGCCUCCCGGAACCUCAACAGAGCUCCACGGCCCCCUCUUCAGAGCCCCACGCUCUACCACAGAGCCCCCGGCCCCUCCCCAGAGCCCCGCACCCUCCCAAGCUCCACGUGCACCCUCCCCAGAACCCCACGGCCCCUCACCAAAGCCCUGGCCACUCCCGAAGCCUCCGCUCCUCCACAGUGCCUGCAACCCCAUCCCAGAGCCCCGCGACCCCACCCCAGAUCCCUGUGCCCCCCCCCAGAGUCCACAACCUCACCCAGAGCCCCGCACACCCUCCCCAGAGCCUCACAGCCCCUCCCCAGAGCCCAGGGCACUCCCCAGAACUCCACGAAGCCUCCCCAGAGGACCCCGCCCCACCCAGCGCCCAUGGCCCCUCCCCGGAGCCCCCCAACCCUCCCCGGAGCCCCGUGGCCCCUCUUCAGAGCCCCACGCCCCUCCCCAGAGCCCAGCGGGGCCCUCCUCAGAGACCCCCAACUCUUCCCCAUAGCCCCCCUACCCUCCCCAGAGCACCACAACCCCCUCCCCAGAACCUGUGGCCCCUUGCCCAGCACCCCUGUCCCUUCCCAGAGCCCGCGGCCCCCUGCUCAGAGCCCCUGGACCCUUCCCCAGAGCUCCAAGGCCCCCUCCCCAGAACCCUGCCACCCCUCCCCAGAGCCCUGUGGUCCCACCCCAGAGGCCCUCGGCCCCCUCCCCAAGACCCCAGCCACUCCCCAGUGCCCGCGGCCACCUCCCCAGAGCCCGCUGCACCUCCCCAGGGCAUGGAGAUCCUGCCUCAGAGUCCCCCGCCCCUCCCAAGCGUCCGCAGCCCCCUUGCCAGAGCCUGUGGCCCCCUCCUCAGAGCCACCCGUCCCUCCCCAGAAUCCCCGGCCCCUCUUCAGAGUCCCACGCCCCUCCCCAGAGCCCCGCGGGGCCCUCCUCCGAGACCCCCAACUCCUCAUAGCCCCCCCUCCCCUCCCCAGAGCCCCACAACCCCCUCCCCAGACCCCGCGGCCCCAUACCCAGUGUCCCAGUCCCCUGUCCAGAGCCCCCGCCUCUCUCCAGAGCCCCUGGCCUCCUCCGGAGAGCCCGUGGCCCCUCACAGAGCACUGGCCACUCCCCAGUGCCCCCAUCCCUCCCCAGAGCCCUCGCACCUCCCAGCGCCCACGGCCCCCUCCCCAAAGCCCUGA
Molecule: messenger RNA, 2310 nt
Organism: Lepus europaeus (European hare)
Lineage: Eukaryota; Metazoa; Chordata; Mammalia; Lagomorpha; Leporidae
Product: basic proline-rich protein-like
Exons: 5
Coding region: 1-2310 (769 amino acids)
Source: RefSeq, a predicted model, not a curated record